AUCCCAGAUUUAAAUCAAAACCAAGAAGUCUCCUCAUUCCUUCCCCAUCCCAUCUCUCUUAAACACACACUCUCUCCCAUCUCUCUCUCUAUUACAAGCACCAACUUUGGAGUUAGUACAAUCUCUCCAAGACUCCAACUGUUUCAUACUUUCAUGCUUCACAACUCUCUCUCUCCCCUUACAUAUCAACCUUUACCCAAACCAUUACAACAACAAUCAAACUUGCUGCCUCUUAAAAAAACUUCCAUAGCUACCGGGGAAUUCCACAGAACCUUCGAGAAUGGCCUCUCAGAAACACUUACGCGAGCUACUCAGACAAGAUCAAGAACCAUUUCAUCUCCAUAAUUACAAGCCUAAAAACAAACCCGUAAAACCAGUCACCAAAUCAGCUUCUUCAAAACGCGGCAGUCUCUACAAACAAGCCUGUUUCACAUCUUUCCAGGACUCCCCGGACUAUUUCAACUCCCCCUUGAAAAAGAAACCCUCGGCCACCACUGUCCUCCACGUCCCUGCCAAAACAGCGGCCGGGCUUCUCGAAGCCGCGGCCAAAAUUCAGAACCGAUCCUCAUCCAAGCCCAAGAAUGCCCGGUUCGCCGGGCUAUUCUUCGGCUCAAUUUUACGAAAAAUAAAGGACAAAAAUGCUACUACAAGCAAAACCCGUGAACUCGGCAGCUCCUCAAUAAAUGGUCCCGCUUUUGAAGCUCAACGAGACCAGUUUGUGGUGGACAAUAGUAAAGACAAAUAUGAAAUGAUGGGCUAUUCGUUUUCAGAGUGUAAUUAUAGUAAUAUUAGCAGGAGGAUUAGUAGUGCUGGCUGGUCCGAAAGUAACACGCCAGAAGAUGAUAAUAAGUCUAUAGAUAUGGAUACUAUUUCAUCCUGUACUACUUCGAGAUCUGACUACUAUAAUCAUGAUUUUGUUCUGCCUGAUCAGCCUCACUUCUGUUUGAGCCCCUUGAGUCCUUUCCGUUUUGCACUUCACCGGAGCCCCUCCGUCGGUCGCCGGACGCCAGACUUUUUAUCUCCCGCAACUUCCCCUGGCCGCCACCGCGCACAGGAAGAUGAUGAUCAGGCAACAGAAAAUUCAGAAAAAAUUAAUGCACAGGAGGAAGAUGAGAAAGACCAGUUUAGUCCGGUUUCUGUCCUGGACCUUCCGUUCGAGGAUGAUGAACGAGAAGACGAGAGGGAGGAGGAGGAAGAAGAGGACGAGGAUGAUUACGAUCUUGAGUGCAGCUACGCCCUAAUGCAGAAAGCCAAGUUUCAGCUGUUGGAGAAGCUUCGUAGAUUCGAGAGACUGGCAGAACUGGAACCAAUUGAACUUGAGAAAAGAAUGUUGGAAGGAUACGAAGAUGAAGAUGAUAAUGAUGAUUAUCUAGACGAGAAUGAGGAACACGAAGAGUUUGGGAUGAAUGUUGAUGAUCUAAUUUGUGAAAUAUUUAGCACAUCAGGUCCCUGCAAUGUAGAGAAAGUCCCUGGACACAUGAAAAGGCUGGUUUUCGACCUGAUAACCGAAGAGAAAAAGAACGGAAUGGACAACCGAGACGACGCCAUGGUGAAACUGGUAUGCAAAAGGCUAGGUUCAUGGAAAGAAGUGGAAUCGAACACCAUCGAUAUGAUGGUGGAAUUGGAUCUCAAAAGAGAGGUCGACGGAUGGAAGAAUCACGAGGAGGAGGUAGGAGAUAGAGCAAAGGAAAUCGAGCUGGCGAUUUUCGGUUUAUUGAUGGAAGAAGUAUCCGAGGAACUAGUUAGGCAUUAGUAUGAUAGAUGGAGCUGAACCAUAAGCAUCAGUGUAGAAUUAUGUGUUCUAGAUAAAAAUAAAAUUUUGUUACUGGUUC
Molecule: messenger RNA, 1832 nt
Organism: Daucus carota subsp. sativus
Lineage: Eukaryota; Viridiplantae; Streptophyta; Magnoliopsida; Apiales; Apiaceae
Exons: 3
Coding region: 281-1753 (490 amino acids)
Source: RefSeq, a predicted model, not a curated record